AGUAUAUUACAAAAGGGCUUGGUGUUACAACUUUCGAAAGUACACUGAAACGUGACCACUGAAAAUAAACAUUAACCUGUUUCAGGAUUCUCAAUUUUUUUUUCUGGAAUAUUUAAGGUGGCUCGUUUUUAAAAAAGCACCCUGUAUAACCUUAUUUGUUUGUUCCAGUAUCUAAACAGUGAGCAAUGAUUUGCAAUAGUAUUUUAUCACGUAGGUAAAUGUGGCGUUCCUUCCCGCAUAGAUUAGUUACGGGCAUGUGGGAAAUGCACCACCCAUAACCCGCAGCAAUGAAUUAUUGGGUCCAUCAAGUGUGAAGCGUGUCAGUUGAGUUAUUGAAGCGUUGCAGCAGCAGCAGGAAUGAGUGUCCGCUAGUGCAGCGAGGCGACGUCACGUAGGUGGUGGCGGGUGCGGCGCUCCUGCGACGUCCCCGGUCGAUAAUCCGGCGUCCACUCCACUCUGGCAGUACGCACGUGAGAGCGCGUCGUGUCAGGUCAGAGUGUAGGUCGCCGCCGAACGCCGCCGCCGCGCCAUGGACAGCGAUGCUGAACGCUGAGGCCGUGCCGCGGCUCCGUCGCCAGCACGGCUUCCAGCUGCCGCUGCACCCCCUGCAGGUGUCGGGCUGGCUGGUGGCGGCCGUCCUGUCCGCGGGCGGCUUCCUGGUGGUGGUGCCGGCGCUGCCCGCGCACGCGCAGCCCGCCUGUGUGGCGGCGCUCUCGGCGCUGCUGCUGCUGCACCUGGCGGCCCACCUCGCCGCCGCGCUCCUCGACCCCGCCGAACCGGCGCUGCGGGCGCGCCGCCCCCAGCCCGUGCCCCAGCUGGACCGCGCCAAGCACGCGCACGUCAUCGAGGAGGGCCGCUGCCACCUGUGCGCCAUCCGCACCUCCGGCCCCAGGACCAAGCACUGCAGCGCGUGCAACAAGUGCGUGCAGCACUUCGACCACCACUGCAAGUGGCUCAACCACUGUGUGGGCGGACGCAAUUACGCGCCCUUUCUCAUGUGUGUCUCAACGGCCGUCGCCGCCGCCGCGCUCGUGGCCAUCCUCGCCAUAGCCGAACUGGCGCUGCAUCACUCGCACUGGAUCGACACCGAUAAGUUGCAGGGCCUUCUCACGGCUGAAAACUCAACAGCCGCUCCACACACCUCUUCACUGCCCACGGGCGACGCCGCCUUCCUCGCCGUCGUAGCCGCACUGGGUAUCCUCGCAGCAAUAACAGCGGGUCUGCUUCUCCACCUAUGCUUCUUCCACAUCUACAUCUCAUUUCUGGGCCUCACCACCUAUGAGUACAUUCGGCAGCAGAGACAGACCCAGCCUACGCCACCGCAGGGCCAGCAGUCCGAAGAGGAGACCGGCUUCCGCUGUCCCACGCUGAGGCACCGUCCGGCCAACCUGCACUGCGACAGCCGUACGCGCACCACGCUGGUGACGUGCACCGUUUUCGAGGAGACGUUCUCCAACUGUGCGGAGCCGACGCCGACGCCGCCCACCACGCCCCAGGAUUGCCAGGUGUGCGUGGGAAACUCGGUGGCGCCGGAGAUGCCACUUCGCCAACCGAAAAAACUCAGGACCAAGUGGAAUUGCUGCUUAGCAGUGCCGGACAGUCCGGAUAGUCCCAAUGAACCGAGGUGUUUAAUGAACAUUUGCAAGCACAAAAUGAAGAAUAAGGGAAUACCCGCUAUCGAGGGCCGCCCGCAUAGGACGCACGGCCAUUGGUCCAGUGCCAAGCUAAGAGUUCUUUUUAGAGUUUUAAGUAACCUGGGACAGAACCGCCGCCGCAGCCAAUCCCCCCACGUAGCUAGAAACAACCAAGUGGUGCCUGUAUCGAAUGAAUCAUCGAACACCCCCGAGACUGUCCAAACCGUCAACAACCUCGUGCCAGUGGCGUACCCCGAGGUGUCCCGGCGGGCGAACGCGCUGCCCGCUCUGCCCAACCCGCCUCGGCGGCGCCUCGUCAGCGAGAUGGAGCUGGCCAACGCGCUCACCCUCCUCCAGCAGCAGCAGCGCUGCGGCCGCCGCCCCCUGUCCCAGUACCGCCGCCGGAGGCGCAGCGUGGUGCACCGUCCCAAGACUCCGGCCCUCUCCCCCAUCCGGGAGAGCGGGCUGUCCAAUCCCGCGUCGCCGUCCCACCAGAACUGUACCGUGGCCGCCAUCAGCGGCUCGUGCACGCGUCCAUUUUAAAGACCCUCCGCCAGUGUGCCCUUCAUCAACAUCGUGCCAAACUAGCUAGUUGACGAGGAUGGAAGUUGUAGUGAGUUUCCGCCCUUAGCAACAGACGAUUUACCGACAUGACCCAGAAACAUCAACCAUAACCCGCCGGAAUCCAGAAUGCUUAGAGCGACCUAUGACUUUCCGGAAUCAUGUGACCUCUCACGCAAUUAAGGGUUAAGUGGCAAGUUAGAUUGACUGGGGAAUUAUUCUUAUGAAAGCAGCUUUUGAUGGCAUUUCUAAUGUACAACCAUAUUAGAGCUUUGCAAAUUUAUCCAUUUUUCAAUUAUUUAAUUGAAAUUGCUGUUACGGUCUGCAGUAUGCUUAAAACAAAGUAAAUUUUCAAAAAAAAAGAAUUACAAAAUACGUUGACCUGCCUGUGAUUAUGCAAACAAUUCAUUGGUUACUCCGAAUAUACAAGAAAAUCGAUAUCUUUCAGGACGAACCAUAUCAUAGAAACUUGUCAUAAUAUCGUAUCACACAAUUAUCAUUAAUCUUUUCGUGAAUGGCACGCACAAAGAAACCUCCGUCCCAUAUAUUACUUUCUUUGUAUUUAUCAUAUAAAAUGAGAGGUUAACCGCAGAGGAAAUCGGUAUACAAAAUUGAGGAAAUCAUUUUAAACAAAGGAAAUCGUUAUUAAAUCAAAGGAAAUCUUGAGGAUAUCUGGGUAACAAAAUUUAGAGUGCUGUUUAGCGUUCGAUAUAAAUGUUGAAUUUAUACAAAUGAUACAAGGCAAAAAAAUUCAUUUUAAUUUUUACAUAUCAGGUUUUACACAUAUAUAAUUCUCGUAAAGAAAAAAAGAUUUAGGGAAUUUUGAAAAAAUUCUUAGUAUGCUGUUCUUGGCUUGAACAUUUUAUUAGAACUUUUGCAUCCAAAAAGACUGCCAGCAGUGUUUAUUGAUUUUUUUAUGCAAAAACCAAAUGUUUUACAGUCGGUAUUAUCAAGUAUUUGAGCACCAUGUAACUUUAUAAAAAAUUAUCUUAACUCAAAAAAAUACGCACAGUUGUAUUCUUGGUCAAAAUACCUGUCGUUUGAGGUAUCACGAAGGAUGUGAUGCCAUUUAAACCUUUAAAGAGGUUAUUCAUAUUACAAAGAGGGUUGGUGUUAUAACUUUCAAAAGUUCACUAAAAGGUGGCUCCCCUGUAAAUAAAAAUAGACCUGUCUCAGGAUUUUCUAAUUUUUUUGUUAAUUUUACGAUAUAUUCAGAAAGGCUACUUUUAAAAAAUGGCACUCUGUAUCUUUAUAAUUUAUAACUAUGACAUACACAGUGAUUCAAAAGGGUCGGACAAUUUUUUAAAUGGUGAUAGGAAACAUUAAAAGAAACACAGAUGUGCUUUUAGAAUUUUUAUAUGCCGCAUGGGUUUGAAGAUACGAAUUACGAAGUUUUAGAGAUUGCACAUACUGGCAACGCCGCAAUGCACUUUAACGCUGUAACGCAGCUUGUGGCAGUAUAAGAAAUUGAAACCAUAGAUACCCUUUUGCGUUUCUCUGUUGUCCCUUAUAUAUCCAUAGUGACAUCAAAAACUUAUUACCUCUUGGUAGUAGCUGUUUCAAAAUUAUAAAAACGCCAACGUCGCAUUUUCUCUUAAAAUUAACUAUUAUAAAUUAUUCAUGCACUUCAAAAAUAUAUAGCUAAUGUAAUUUGUGCUUUCAAUAAAAGAUCUAAUCACUAAUAACUAUAUUUCAAUUUCAUCAAAUUUAUUAAAAAAAAUAAUUAGGUAAAAUGCCACGUUGGUGUUUUUAUAGUUGUGAAACAACUAAUAUACGAGUAAAGCCAACAUUAAUUAUUAAUUAAUUUUCGUAAGAAGGCGUAGGAAGUUCUUACGAAAAUUAGUUAAUAUUUAAUACUUGAUUUAUUUUUUUAUCAUUGUAGAUUGAUGUUUUAACGUCUUUAAUUAAAAAAACAUAAAUUUACCUUAUUAGAUUAAGAGAAAUUGAACAUUAAAGUGAAAAAUUUGAAGAGAUGUAACGAUAUCAAAUCAAUUUUUUUUUGAGAUAUGUCGUUUGCACUUUCAAAUGUAACUAAGUGGUUCUUAAAACCAUGCAAGUGAUUGUACGGUGCUUUUGAAUCACGUUGUACCUAUUCCUAUUGGUCAUACUAUUACUGUAAUCUUUCUUACUUCUAAAAACAAUACAACAAUCGUAGACCACCUUGUUAAUAUGCUUUCGUCCUAAUCUUAUCAGAGCCGAAUCGAGGAUGACCCAACUUGGUGUUUUUUCUGCAUAAAUGUUAAGGAAUUUUAGGCAAAUAAUGGAUUUCUGAUUGAAGAACUGUUCUCUUUUCGGUGAGCCUUGAUUCUUUUUUGGCACACAACUUUUUUCACAAAUUUCUCAAUAAGUCUUAUAUUUUGUGAGCCUAUCACAAAAAACAAAACAAAGAUAUCUCUUUCCAUUGUCAAGUUAUGUCUUCAAAGUGAAGCACUUUAAUAAAAUUGUGCAAUGAGCACUUUUAUGCCAAAUUUUUCACAGUUUUAAUAUGGAAUGUUUUAAUGAAAUUAAGUCGAUUCAUGCGGGUAAGGGGUGUUCUUCGACAAUCAUAAAACGCUGGAACAAUGAAACUCAGUUUGAUAGUUCUUUUUUUAAAGACGAGUUUCAGAGUUCCGUGCAAGUCGUCCAAAAACUGCUGUCACUGAAGAGGGAUUGUAAUAAUACGAUAAGUGAUAUAGGAAGAUCGAUUUGUUACUGUUCGAUCAAUUCACUUCGGCUUAGGGCUUGGUAUGAGUGUGAAACAUUCAACAGCAUUUUACACAAAACACUUGAAGUUAGGAACAAACAGUUUGUGAGCUUUGAAACCACAUAAUUUCAGAUUUCACACAAAUUCAAAAACGUAAUUGCGUUACAUUUUGUCGAUCUACUUUUAAACGAUUUGCAAUUGGGGUCUUUAAUAAUUUGACAUUUGGUAUAAUAGGUUGUGAAAAUAGAAUAUAUUCGUAUGAUCACAAAAAAGCAGUAGUUGUUUCUACAACAUGAAAAAAAAAUUCAGAAAUAAGGUAAAUAACAAGGUACCUAAAAAGGCAUUAUACUUUAAAAACAUAUAACUUAACAAUGAAAGGAAAUAUCUUUACUUUUUUAUGAAAAACACAAAAUGUGAGGCUGAUUUGUGAAAAAAAAAAUUGCAAAAAUUUAUGACACCUUAGGUAGGUCCAACAGAAAGAAAACAGCUUCCAUAUGCAAAAAAUAGACCUUUUUAACCUAUUUUUAAUCAAACCUGGUAUUUCAGAUUAUUUUUGAGAUUAUUAAACGACCCUACUUAAUUGUGUUUGUACUAGCAGUUACUUGUUUUGUAACUGAAAAUCGUGGUAAGAAUAAAAAUUUAUUAAUUUCGUAAUUUUUAGUCAAUAAAUUACCUAUAAUUUCUAGCAAAAUUUAGACAAUUUGUCCAAUUCCUUCAAUUUGAAAAAAAACACCAUUGCCCUAUGCCUAAAAAAGUAUAUUAGCAUUUGUAAUUUUCGUAUUUUUGUGUACAUUUAGAAAUCUGUCAAUAAAAGCACUUAUUUAAAUGCGAUUUUAAAAUUCUUUUAAAAAAAUGAAACUGUUUUCCUACUCGCAUUCAUAGAACAUAAUAUUCAUCUUUUCUACACUAAAGAAAGGAAAAAGUGAAUAUUUGUUGAAAUACGUUGAAGUCAUAAAACAAAACCAGACGAAUAAAAUUGGUAUGUAUAAGUAGAUGGUGUUUUGAUUACGUCCAAGAAUCGAAAAAAAACUGUUUUGUUCUUACCAUAACAUCACCAGGCUUUUCUUUGAUGAAUAGCGAGAGAAAUUCAUACAAUAAAUCAUUAUAAAUUAGAACUUAAUAGUUUUAAAUAAUACAUAAUUAAUACCUAGAUAUAACAGUUCAACUGAAUAGAACUUCAUUCAAUAUUUAAGGAAGACAUAUAGUCGGCAUCAUUACGAUAAUUUGAUAACAACCCAAAAUCUAUGGCAAAUCAGUAAAGUUGGUCAAGGUUCAACAAAAAUAAAAAAGCAGAGUAAAAAAUAUGAUCAUGAUUUUCUUCACAUGGGUUUGCCAAAUCAGGGUUUACAGUUUGCAUAUUAAAUUAAUUUAGAACACAAACAUAUAAAAUAUUUUACGAAAAUUGUUUUUUGUCAAUACGAUAAUUGCUGAAUUAAAUAAACGAUGAUAAACGAAUUAACUCAAAAAUAUUGCCGUCUUAUUGACUCGCUCAAGAAAAGCUAUGUCCACUUUUUAAAUACGUAUUGGUUAAAAUUAUCGAAGCAAUAACGACUUACUGAAGCUAUAAAAUUUAAUCGAAAGCAUACAAAUACCUGUUACAAACAAAUCAUCAAUCUCCAUCAGCUCUAGUGUGGUAUCGAUGUUGAUUUAGAACGCACCUCUACCAUAGACAAAUGUUUCUUUUUUAAUAAUUUAUUGUAUUUAUCUGUUAUUUAUUGAAUAAUUAUUUUAUUAUUAAUGUUUAUAAAUGUGCUUCAUCAAUUUAUUAUUGUUAAUAAAUAAUUAUAUUUGUAA
This is a messenger RNA of Tribolium castaneum (red flour beetle), 6672 nucleotides long. RefSeq lists its product as uncharacterized. The record is from RefSeq and is a predicted model, not a curated record. NCBI's taxonomy places the organism in Eukaryota, Metazoa, Arthropoda, Insecta, Coleoptera, Tenebrionidae. Gene Ontology annotation, cellular component: Golgi apparatus; endoplasmic reticulum. The transcript has 4 exons. Gene Ontology annotation, molecular function: protein-cysteine S-palmitoyltransferase activity. The coding region runs from base 540 to 2177 and encodes 545 amino acids. Gene Ontology annotation, biological process: protein targeting to membrane; peptidyl-L-cysteine S-palmitoylation.